CCUAAUCUCUUCUAUCAGUUCGGAUCCUUUUUCCAAUGUACGGAUCCGAUCAUAACAAAGAAGAUUCGGAGCGAACGGCUUUCAGAAGAGCGGAGAAGAAGUACAAGCUCUACUAUGACAACAAUUCUUCUUCCAAGAACAAAAAGAAAAAACUACCCAAACCCGUGGACUUAACCGAGGUCCUUGACUUCAGUUCUAUUCUUCAGUGCCAUUAUCGCAACAAUGAGCUUCCUCCAGGUGUUACGGUUCUUCACGACAAGAUCAUCUCUCCAGUGUUCUCUUUGCAAAAUCGCCCAGGCUUUUAUUUUAUUCCUGGAGCAUUAAGCAUAGAGAAACAAUGUAGUUUGAUAAGGGAGAGCUUGAUUGAUUUUCCGCAGCCACCUAACAGAACAAAUCACAAUGUCAUAUAUGGUCCUAUACACAACUUAUUUGUAGCAGCUAAGGAUGGGAAAGUUUUGGUUGAAGAGAACUAUCCGGUUACUUCAUCUGAACCUGGUACUGAUAUCGGUUAUAUAGAUGGUAAGGAAUGGAAGUUUAUUACAGAAAAGGAAGAGCCAUUGAGAAGGAAGUGCAGGUCCAUUUCUGCUUCUGCUUUGGUGCGGAAGUUGCGAUGGAGCACCCUUGGCCUACAAUUUGAUUGGUCCAAGCGGAACUAUGAUGUUUCUCUCCCACAUAACAAAAUCCCUGAAGCACUCUGUGAGCUCGCCAAACAAUUAUCACAACCUGCAUUGCCUGCUGGUGUUGAAUUCAAGCCUGAAGCUGCAAUAGUGAAUUACUUUGGCUUGGGGGACACACUGGGUGGCCACCUUGAUGACAUGGAAGCAGAUUGGAGCAAGCCCAUAGUUAGUUUAAGUUUGGGCUGCAAAGCUAUAUUUCUUUUGGGAGGAAAAUCUAAAGAGGAUCCUCCUCUGGCUAUGUUUCUUCGAAGUGGUGAUGUUGUACUCAUGGCUGGAGAAGCAAGGGAAUGCUUUCAUGGUGUUCCUAGGAUCUUCAUAGAUAAGGAAAAUGCUGAAAUAGGCCAUCUUGAGGCACAGCUGACGCAUGAAGAUGAUCUUUGUUUCUUAAAAUACAUUCAAACUUCAAGAAUCAACAUCAAUAUCAGACAAGUUUUUUGAGUAGUAUAUUGUUUUCUUACAAAGUAAAAUAUUGUUUACUUAGCUCAUGUAAAAAGAAAGGAUAAAUCAUUUCUAUUUAAUGUGACUAUGGCCUCAUUUUUAUUUUAUGUGAAAGUGAGUCAUGGCCAGCAAACCUUCUCAUUUCAUGGAAUACUUUGCCUUCAGUUAUUUCUUUACAUAUUUUAUGGCGAAGGAC
Gastrolobium bilobum is the source of this 1311-nucleotide messenger RNA. Its product is annotated as alpha-ketoglutarate-dependent dioxygenase alkB. Bases 36 to 1115 code for a protein of 359 amino acids. The record is from RefSeq and is a predicted model, not a curated record. The transcript has 7 exons. Gene Ontology annotation, molecular function: ferrous iron binding; oxidative RNA demethylase activity; broad specificity oxidative DNA demethylase activity. Gene Ontology annotation, cellular component: nucleus; cytoplasm. Gene Ontology annotation, biological process: oxidative RNA demethylation. NCBI's taxonomy places the organism in Eukaryota, Viridiplantae, Streptophyta, Magnoliopsida, Fabales, Fabaceae.